Messenger RNA from Lepisosteus oculatus (spotted gar), 5178 nucleotides. It is a transcript of the gene sema3ab, whose product is annotated as sema domain, immunoglobulin domain (Ig), short basic domain, secreted, (semaphorin) 3Ab. NCBI's taxonomy places the organism in Eukaryota, Metazoa, Chordata, Actinopteri, Semionotiformes, Lepisosteidae. Gene Ontology annotation, molecular function: neuropilin binding; chemorepellent activity; semaphorin receptor binding. Gene Ontology annotation, cellular component: axon; glutamatergic synapse; plasma membrane. Gene Ontology annotation, biological process: negative regulation of axon extension involved in axon guidance; negative chemotaxis; semaphorin-plexin signaling pathway. The record is from RefSeq and is a predicted model, not a curated record.
AAAUAGUGGCUUAAAAGAACCUUUUUUAUAUAUUUUCUCCUCAUCUUCAGACAGUGUCACAGUUGAACUUGCAAUUCAUCAGUGAUUUGGGAACUGUGGUUUAUGUGUGAUGGGAGGGCUGGAUUUUGAAGCCAAAAGAGAGAACAGGAAUGCAAUGCUACUUAUUCAUGCUGUCAGCUUCUCAAUGACCUACAGUAUGAUAUGUUAUAACCUUAAGGAGCCUUAAAGAGUUACAUUCAGCAGUCUCUGACAAUUCUGUACCACUGAGCCCGAGAAGUUUCCACAACAAAUCAUCAAGAAGUAAAACCCACCUCGGACUUGGAUGAGAGAUUUUCUGUGGAGACAAAGCCUUGGCAAGUGAUCCAUUCAAAGUGUGAACCCAGUCUGAAUCACAGCAGCUUACCAUUUGGAUGAACCUGUGCCAUGGGUCAGUGCUCUACAGGGCCCCAUGCACUAGACACGCAGCCCAAUAUCCUCUUGGGUUAGUGCAGUCUGCAUGUAGACCUGAGACUGAAAACAUCAGCACAUUUCUUUGGAAUUCUCUGACCUUCAAAAAUUCUGAGCUUUUAGGAUCCGGUUUUCUACUGAGUGGAGUCUUUCCUGAAGGACACUGAACAACUACACUGGGACCAUGGACUACCUCAUUGGGAUUGUACUGCUACUCUCUGGGGUAUUGCUGCCAGCAAAUGUGUAUUCUCAACGGGGGAAAAGCAAUGUACCCAGGCUGAAGUUGUCUUAUAAAGAAAUGUUGGAGUCCAACAACCUAAUUACCUUUAAUGGCCUGGCUAACAGCUCCAGUUAUCACACUUUCCUGUUGGAUGAGGAAAAGGGGAGACUAUUGGUGGGAGCCAAGGACCAUAUAUUUUCCUUUAAUCUUGUCAACAUUAACAAGGACUAUUUAAAGAUUGCAUGGCCUGCUUCUCCCACAAGGAGAGAUGAAUGCAAGUGGGCAGGAAAAGAUAUUUUGAAAGAAUGUUCCAAUUUCAUCAAAGUGCUUCAAACCUUUAACCAAACACAUCUGUAUGUUUGUGGAACUGGGGCCUUUCAUCCUAUUUGUGCCUACCUUGAAGUUGGAAGACGUCCUGAGGAUACUAUCUUCAGACUGGAAACAUCCCAUUUUGAGAAUGGCCGUGGAAAAAGUCCCUAUGACCCAAAGCUGCAGACUGCUUCUCUUUUAAUUGAUGGAGAAUUGUAUUCUGGAACAGCAGCUGAUUUCAUGGGCAGGGAUUUUGCCAUCUUCCGCACUUUAGGACAGCAUCAUCCAAUCAGGACUGAGCAGCAUGAUUCCAGAUGGUUAAAUGAUCCCAGAUUUGUGAGUGUCCACCUGAUUCCAGAGAGUGACAAUCCUGAAGAUGACAAAAUUUACUUGUUCUUCAGAGAAAAUGCAAUGGAUGGAGAGCACACUGGAAAGGCAACACAUGCUAGGAUUGGGCAGCUCUGUAAGAAUGACUUUGGAGGUCACAGAAGCCUUGUUAAUAAAUGGACCACCUUCCUGAAAGCGCGAUUAAUCUGUUCUGUACCAGGUUCCAAUGGCAUUGACACACACUUUGAUGAAUUACAGGAUGUCUUUCUGAUGAGCUCAAAGGAUCCCAAGAAUCCAAUUAUAUAUGCUGUUUUUACAACCUCCAGCAACAUCUUCAAGGGGUCAGCGGUGUGCAUGUACAGCAUGACUGAUGUGCGGAGAGUGUUUUUAGGACCGUAUGCCCACAGAGAAGGUCCCAACUAUCAGUGGGUACCAUUUCAGGGGAGGGUGCCAUAUCCACGCCCAGGGACUUGUCCCAGCAAGACAUUUGGAGGAUUUUAUUCAACCAAGGAUCUUCCGGAUGAUGUCAUAACUUUUGCAAGAAGUCACCCAGCCAUGUACAACCCUGUUCAUCCAAUAAACAACCGGCCAAUUAUCAUUAAGACCGAUGUUGACUACCAAUUAACUCAGAUAGUUGUGGACAGAGUGGAUGCAGAAGAUGGACAGUAUGAUGUCAUGUUCAUUGGAACAGAUGUUGGCACAGUUCUGAAAGUUGUAUCAAUUCCUAAGGAGACCUGGCAUGACUUGGAGGAAGUGCUACUGGAGGAAGUGACUGUUUUCAGAGAACCUACUGCCAUUACAGCAAUGGACAUCUCAACAAAACAGCAACAGCUCUAUCUUGGCUCAGCCAUUGGAGUUUCACAGAUGCCCUUGCACCGCUGUGAUGUCUAUGGGAAGGCGUGCGCAGAGUGUUGCUUAGCAAGAGACCCCUACUGUGCCUGGGAUGGUACUGAAUGUUCCCGAUACUUCCCCACUGCAAAGAGGCGAACGCGACGACAAGACAUCAGAAAUGGGGACCCUCUCACACAGUGUUCAGAUUUACAACAUCAUGAUGACUUAAAUGGCCAAGGGACACUGGAAGAUAAGAUUAUUUAUGGAGUGGAAAACAGCAGCACUUUCUUGGAGUGCAGUCCCAGAUCUCAGCGUUCUCUGGUCUACUGGCAAUUUCAGAAACAGAAUGAGGAUCAGAAAAAUGAGAUAAAAACAGAGGAAAGAUUCAUAAGAACAGAACAAGGCCUUCUCAUUCGCAGCCUUCAGAAAAAAGAUUCCGGAAUCUACUACUGUCAUGCUGUAGAGCAUGGAUUCAUUCAGAUUUUGGUCAAGGUCACGCUGGAGGUAAUUGACACAGAACACCUGGAAGAGCUGCUUCAUAAAGACGAAGAGGGUGAAAGCGUGAAGCCAAAGGAGGGCCAUGGAAUUGUCCCACCUAACCAGAAGGUCUGGUACAGAGACUUCAUGUCCCUUAUCAACCAUCCCAACCUGAACACCAUGGAUGAAUUUUGUGAGCAGGUGUGGAAAAGGGAACGGAAGCAACGCAGACAGAAAGCUGCCAAUACCCAAGCACACACCAACAAAUGGAAACACCUUCAAGAAAACAAGAAGGGCAGAAACAGGAGGACCCAUGAAGUCGACAGGGCCCCAAGGAGUGUCUGAUAUAAUAGUCACAUUUUAAAGACUUCAUCCAAGUAGACUUUUAAAGAAACUCAACUGGAAAUGAAUGCAAUAUAAUCUAAGUCAUUGCAUUGGUGAAGAUGUUUACAAUGAUUCAAUGGAAAGGACUGACAAUACCACCAUGCGUUCAUACUGUAUGUGAACCUUUUGACUGGUCUCCAUAACAAAAUGAUGGAAACCAAUAAUUGGACUAGACUUUCUGUAAAUAUUCAACAGCAAGAUCUAUAUUUGACAUAACUUUUUUUUUUGGUUUUUAUUCAUUUGAUAGUUCAGCUGUUAGAGAAAUGAUUGCCAUUUUCAAGACAUGAGUAAAACUUAAAACUAACACCAUUUAAAAUGGAUGGUAACUAACUAUAUUUUGAAUCUGAAAAGAAUGACCCGAGUGUAAGAGAAACUUCAUCAAAGUGUUUUGGAUCACAUAUGUAAAAUCUCUGCAUGUCUCAUUUGAAACGUCAACACAAAGCUCUUUUGAAGUACUGAAAAUGUUUGUGGAAACCCUCAUCGAGAUAGUUUUAAAAUUCUGGCUUGUUCUCAGGUGGAUCAAGACUUAAAAUACUGGUCUACAUAUAAAUUAAAUUAGCAUACGCAAAAAACAAUAUUUUUAUUUCUGAUUGAAAUGAAAAACUUUUUUUGUUAAGAGCACUAUAUUUAAAUUAACUUUCAUAGCUGAUGAUUUUAAGAUCUGUGCAGAGUUGUUUUUUUCAUAAAGCAAUAGUUCGAUGACGUCCGACACAUUAUGAGUUAGUCUUUUUUAAUAAUUCAAUUAAAUAAGCUCUUCCGAUUCUGAUAAAUAUUAAGCUUGUUGCAAAAGGAAUGUUUUAUUUUUUAAUUCAACAGAGUUCUAUCUUAAAAGUGUUUAACAUAACAUAGUUUAAUUUGUAUUCUAAUGUCUAUCAGUUUUCCCACAAAUACUACUGUAUCCCAAAGGGGACAAACUUUUACAUUCUCUUACUUUUAUUUUCAUUUUGUUACUCUUAUUUGAAGAUGUUUUCUAACUUAUUUUGGAUAAUAUUUUAAAAUCUGUUGUGAGCUUUAUAAAGUGAGACUUUAACAGGCCUUCACCAUGGACAAGUGGGUACAAUUUAACCCCAAAACAUAUACAUCCAUUUGUCUUUGAAAACCAUACUGUGUGCAUAUAUUGAACCAAACUAUAUCUGUACUUUUUUAAAACCUGUAUAUGUACUAGGAUUGAAUGUGAUGAUUUAUUAUGGUCUGAAUGAAUCAUUUAUGAACAGCUACAUUACUAAACUCAAAUACAUAAGUGUCAGGGACACGGACCAACAAAUACAUUUUUAAUUCAUAUUAUUUUUGUAUAAAAUAUAAAUAGUGAAAGUAAUUUGUUCAAUAAUAUAUAUUUUAACUUACACAAGACACAAUUAUAGUGUGGCAAUGGUUGUGCUUUCUGUAAAGAAACCACUUUACUUUGCUGUUCCUGUGGAUGGAUUUCUGUGACGCACAAGGCUCCUUUCCCCUAUGUUUAAAUUUGAUUGAAUAGCUGAAAAGGAAUCAGGAAACUGAGCUGCAUAUAAAUGUUAAUAGUUUGAGUUCUCUUCAGUUCUACACUACUAAUGGGAUUUUUGGUAAUGCAUAUCCCAAAUAUACAGUAAUAGAGCUUUUCGUAAGGGGGGCAAAAUACUGGGCCAUCAGUUCAAAAUUGUUGUGUUAUGCAGGGGGAAGUGCAGAGUAUUCUUUCAGUAUGACAAAUCUGCAAUACAGAUUCUGUUUUUGAAAGAAAAUAUAACAGGGGACUGAAACACAAGCUUUGCAAGAAAUUGUACAAGUAUACUUUCACAAGGAAAAUUGAGAAAAAAUAUUUCCAAUAUAGUGUUGUGUGCAGUUGGUGUUGCUAACAGAAUGCCUGAUAAAUAGCAUAAAUAUUAUUUAUUAUGUAAAUUAAUUCUUAUACAUAUGCAACAUAAACAUGAAGGGUACAUUUAAAUACAAAACCCAGCUCUUUAAUAAGAUAGAUAAAAUUAAGGAGAGUUUUUUUGUUAAUACAUUAUUAUUAUUAUUAUUUAAUCAAACACAUAUUGCAUUGCAGUCAAUAAUGGGACCACAAUGAUCACAUAUAACACAUAAGCAUAGUGAUCAUUCAGAACUUGGCACAUAAACCAGAUGUUGUUUUAAAACAGUUUUUUAAGUCUUUUACAUUUUUGUUUAAUACGGUAAGUAUAUAACCUAUGAUAAAUAAACAUUUUCCUCAA